AUGGAGUCAGUCCCCGAAACAAGAUUUGUACCUAGCAUACGAACGUCUAUGUCCAAAGACACAAGGCAUCUUGCAUCAAGAGCCACUAUGUCUGAGGACACAAGGCAUCCUGCACCCCGAGCUUCUGUGCCUAAAGAUACAAAGCACCCUGCACUACGAGCUUCUGUACCUAAAGAUACAAGGCAUCCUGCACUUCGCAGCUUCCCCGCCGCAUCCGACCGCCUCGGAGCAAACCAAACGACGCCAAGACAGGGAUAUGGCCGGUGGACCGGGGCACGCGCCCCGUCAGGUUUCCGUCAUCAUAACGCAGCUCCGCCAGAGCGUUAUUCUCCACAGCACGCACACAUCGCUAGGUCUGGCAGUAGGCACAGAACUCUGUUCACUCGUUCAGAAUCCAACAAUUCCACUAUCUACGGGUCUUGCGGAGAAUGA
This is a messenger RNA of Chondrus crispus (carragheen), 432 nucleotides long. RefSeq lists its product as hypothetical. NCBI's taxonomy places the organism in Eukaryota, Rhodophyta, Florideophyceae, Gigartinales, Gigartinaceae. The transcript has a single exon. The record is from RefSeq and is a predicted model, not a curated record. The coding region runs from base 1 to 432 and encodes 143 amino acids.